GCUAGCGUACACCCACUUUAGUAAAUACCAACAUGGCGGAAAUUCUGUGAAACGUUUCAGUGUUGGCCGAUACACUGAUUCGCUCUUUCGUUUUCGUUAAAAUCAGAGUGCAGAUGAUUCUUUGAUAAUGAAGAAACAGUUUUAUCGCGUGAAACAACUGGCUGACCAAAGGGUCGGAAGAGCGGAGAAGACUGAAAUUUUAACAGAGGAUCUACAGCAUGUUGAAAAGACUGUAGACAAAAUCAAACAUGCAUGCCAAACAACAAAUAAGAGGCUAGCUGCCUCUAUGCAAGGUACUGGAAUGGAUUUAGAGAAAAGAUUGGCUGUGCUAUUCCUCAAGUCAUUACGCGGGUCGGAUGAUCUUGCUAUGCUGUGGCCUCAAAUGAGAUCUGAACUUAUGAGAAAACUUCACCAAACAGCUUUGGCACAAACCAUGUUAGAAUCAGGGCAGCAGUUAGGUGAAGAUUCUCUUUUAGGUAAAGUGAUGCAGAAAGCAGGGGAUGUGCAGACUUCACUGGCAAGAGAACUUGCAGAGUAUGAAAUGCAAGUAGAGAAGGAUGUCUUGGCACCCAUGACAUCACUACUUGAGAAUGAUAUUCCAAAUAUCACACAAACAAAGAAGAAAUUGACAAAGACCAGGCUUGAUAUGGAUACUGUUAAAUCAAGAUGGACAGCUGCUGUCAAAGUCUCCCAUGGGUCAAGCAAAGAUAUGCAAGCUGCUGCAAACAAGGCAGAUGCCCUGAAGGAUGAAUAUGAGGAAGAAACUUCCAAAUUUGAAACCUGUCAGGACACUCUCACUACAGAACUUUUGAAGUUUGUAGCAAGGGAAGGAGAAUAUGCCAACUGGAUAAUAAAGUACAUCGAAGCCCAGCUGGAUUAUCAUCAAAGAGCCAUGUCAGUACUUGACAAUGUCUUGCCUGAUCUCAGGUCCCUCUUGGAUGAAUCAGAACUUCAACCAGUAUAUGGCUGUCCACUGGAGGACCAUCUUAGAAUACAGGAAAGAGAAAUAGCCUUUGUGAUCGAAGAAUGUGCCUCAUUUCUGUACAGAGAAGCCAUGGAUGUACAAGGACUAUUUAGACUUGCUGGUAGUACUGCCAAAAUCCGAAAACUUACGGCUGAAUUUGAUGCUGGUUUAGUAGACUUGUCAGAGUUUGAGGGCGAUGUUCACGUUGUCACAGGAGCACUUAAGCAGUAUCUUAGAGAGCUUCCUGAGCCCUUGAUGACUUCUAAAUUGUACAGUGAAUGGAUACAGGCAUCAACGAUUCAAGAUAAUGGUGCAAAGUUACAAGCAUACUGGACAAUUAUAGAAAAAAUGCCAUCUAUGUACAAAGGCAACCUAAGGUACCUGAUGACUUUCCUUGGGAAGCUUUCUGAAAACAGCGAUGUCAAUAAAAUGAGUGCAAGUAAUAUUGCCAUUGUCAUAGCACCUAACCUCAUAUGGUCAUUAGAGGAUGAAGGUGGUGUAAACGUCAUACACACUGGUGUCCAGUCAUCGAUUGUAGAGGCGUUAAUUCAACAUUAAAGCUGGUUUUUCCCUGGGGAAAUAGACUUCUCUCGUAAAACCGCUUCAGCGACAAAUGGUGUUAAUCAGGGUUUUCCUGAGAAGUGCAAGAAAGGCCCAGGGGACUAUAAGAGUGUCACAGGCGACUUUUUAGAAGAGGUAGUGAGUCUAGUAAAUAAGAAGUGCGUCGAUGACUCUGGUACUCCCGCUCAAAAUUCCCAAGAGUCGGAAACAGCCAAGCCAGCAAUAAUUGAUGUGGAACAAACUAACACUCCUCCACCCAAGAAAAAAGGCACCCCUCCACCCCUGGUCAAAUUUAUGGGCUCUUCGAGUCCAGGCCCUAGCUCUUCCGCUCCACCUCUAGCCGGUCUCAAGCCCGUCGCAACUUCAGUUGGGCCCCCAAGACCCACAAACGCCCCUCCACCACCCCCAUCAAGACCAGUUAAAAGAGAAGCCAAGUAAACGUGGCCAUGUUAGGAAACAGAAUUUAAGCAAUGAUGCCAACGACUGAAAAAACUAAUGGAAGGCUUUUGUACAGUUAAAUUGGCCAUUAUUGAAUUAUUACCUUUAUCAGGAAUAAUAAUAAAGACAGCCGUCCACUUCUAUCCUGCGAAGAUGAGAGGGCAGGAUGUAAAAGGGGAGGGGGGGGGAGGAUGCUCUAGCAAGUGUUCCACAUGAGAAGGAUGAGUAAGAUUUCCAGAAUUUUCAUCUGGGCUUCUGUUGUUUAACCAAGUUACAGGCAGGUUUUUCGCCUGUUGAGUUAAUUUCAAUUACAUUGGCAUUGCUUUUAGGAAGUUGAUAUUUUUGAUUUUAUAUUUCUAGGCAUUGAGAUGGUGCAACUUUUUAGACGAUGUUGUGCUUUAUAGUUUUAGAAGUUUGUGGUGAAUUGAUAUAAUUUACUCUGAAGACGAGGGCUAAUUAAAUGAAAUGCUAAAUCAAAAAUCUCUUAAGAUAAUUAUUGCUGAUCUAUAUCGGUUUUCAUCCGUAAAAUCGUGUUUAUUAACAUUUCAACCAUAUUUUAAGAAUAAAACGUCAUACAUUCUUCUCUUGCGACUAAGGAAGACAAGGUAGCUGUACCAGAAGGAUAAAAAUCCGGCAGGUGUACAUUUUGCUCGGAAUAAUCUCAUUUUCCUCUGCGCGGCACGUUGGGCUCCGGUUUCUUGCCUUGCUCAUAGUCGCAAAGUCCCACUGGUAAAUGCGAGUUGCUAUUGUCGUGAUUGGUCAGACGUGAUAACUGUUGUUUUAGCGUAACAUAAGCCUUUAAAGAAGCACGGUUAUCUUCACAAAUGAUUUUACGAGAUUCUUUCCAGUGACUAGUUCAUGUUCUACGAAACAUUUGUUUUAUGUAUUUGAAUAAAAUGAUGUGGUUAUGAGUUUUAUUAACUUAAUCAACACAUUAUCCUGAUUAAAUAAUGGAAUAUAGCUAGUUUGUGAUAAAAUAAACUUCAAUACAAGUCAAAUUUUAUAAAUCCGGAAGUAACGUUUGUAUAUUUGGAAUAGGGCUCGGGCUCGCUACGCAUCCUAUAUUUUAACCAAUAAGAACUACUUUGUUACUAUUAAAACUAGAAGAAUAUUUUAUUAGUAACAUGAAAUUCUCCCAAAAGUGACAUAUUACGACAUUGCAAUUUUAAAUAAACUUAAAACAUAUGAUGGUG
Messenger RNA from Stylophora pistillata, 3156 nucleotides. RefSeq names its product rho GTPase-activating protein 44. Lineage: Eukaryota; Metazoa; Cnidaria; Anthozoa; Scleractinia; Pocilloporidae. The record is from RefSeq and is a predicted model, not a curated record. Gene Ontology annotation, biological process: regulation of actin cytoskeleton organization; signal transduction; regulation of Rac protein signal transduction. Gene Ontology annotation, molecular function: GTPase activator activity; protein binding. Gene Ontology annotation, cellular component: cytoplasm; intracellular anatomical structure.